GGUUGCGAGAUGGUACGUGCAGGUUGACGGGGUGAAGAAACACGCUAAAGUGAGCUGGCGCAUGUGAAGUGUGUGUGUGUGAAACACUUUUCAUAGUUUUUAAACCACAAUCGAUCUGUUGGGAAACUGGAUUAUGGCCAUGCAGGACAGUCCAGGCUUGAAGUCCACUUCACCCUCAGUUGUGUGCCAGGAGGGGGAGGGAGAGGAGGAGGGGGAGCAGGAGGAGUCUUUGCUGUCUCCUGGUGAAAACAGCACGUCAGAUGAGGAGUGGCACCCGCGUACAGACAGAGCACGGGCAGGCAUAUCAAGGAGAGAGAAGAGGAAGUGUCUGAAACCAAACAAAAACCUUUCCAGGCGUCAAGUAUUGGUCCACAGUGAGGUCGAGCAGGAGGACCCCAGCAAUUCAGAUGAUGGCUUUUACUGUGAGGAGUGCCAGUCCUUCUACAGGGAGCAGUGUGGGAGCCACGGCCCUCCCUCCUUCACCCCCGACUCUCCCACUCCGCUGGGGGUUCCCCAGAGAGCCCUCCUCACUCUCCCUCAAGGCUUGGUGAUUGGCCGUUCCAGUAUUCCUGGUGCAGGCCUGGGGGUGUUUAACCAGGGCCAGGUAGUACCUGUUGGAAUGCACUUUGGACCCUAUGAGGGAGAGGUGACCAGCAGAGAGAAAGCCAAUGAGAGUGGCUACUCAUGGGUGAUCUGCAAGAAGGAGAACAAGUAUGAGUAUAUCGAUGCAGUGCGGGACACUCACUCCAACUGGAUGAGGUAUGUGAACUGUGCUCGCAAUGAAAAGGAACAGAAUCUGGUGGCAUACCAACACAGGGGGAGUGUCCUGUAUUGCUGUCUCCGCCCUAUCGCCCCAGGACAGGAGCUGCUGGUGUGGUAUGCUGAAGAGUAUGCCAAGGACCUGGGAGUCACCUGGGACUGCCUGUGGGACAAAAAGUGUAGCCCUGCAGAGAAGGCUACAGAAGGAACCACGGAGGUCUUCUCCUGUACUCAAUGCCAGUUCUCCUUCACUGCGGAAUUCUAUCUCCACAGACACAUCAAGCGGUCUCACCCUGAGGAGUACCUGAAGCUGCUGAAGUCUGGGUCAGUCAGACCUGUCAGCAUGUUUCCUGUCAGUGGCCGGGACCAGAGUCCCCCUCCCUCUAACGAGCUUCCCGCCCAAGCUCAUCCCUGCUCAGCCACUUGCAGAGCACUCUUAGGUUCUCAGAACGGGAAGCGCUGCAUCCAGUUAGAAACGCCAGCAAAAUUACCAAACAAGCAAAUUCACAGUGACGAGAGUCCACACUGCUGCGCUCAGUGUGGGGUGAGCUUUGACGACUCGGAAAGCCUUGAGGCUCACCAGUGUGCUGAAACUGGGGACAAGCCGUACUGCUGCUCUCAGUGUAAGAAGAGUUUCACCCGGUCAUGUCACCUCAAAAGACACGAGCGAACGAUCCACACGAAGGAGAGGCCGUACUGCUGCAGCCAGUGCGGGAAGUGUUUCAGCCAGUCCGCGGGCCUGAAGAGGCACCAGCAGGUCCACGCCGACGGGAGACAGCACCACCUGAGUGCGGAGGUGUCCUCCCGGGUCUUCUCGUGCUCUCACUGCCUCUUCUCCUUCACUUCCGAACUCCUCCUCCACAAACACUUUAAGCGGCAUCACCCAGAGGAGCACGUCAAGCAGCUCGAGUCUCAGUCAUUAAGACCAGAGAGUCCGCCUCCUGGACACACCCAGGACCACCCGUCCCCGAAUGCCCCCCCCACCCCAACUCAGACUGCAUUGGGCACUCCCACAGCGCACAGAAACUCAAGAAAGGGGAAAAUCUUCCGGCGUCUGGGAACUUCGGUAUCAAAACGCCAGCAAAUGCAUGCGGUAGAGAGACUGUUUAGGUGCACCCAGUGUGGGAAGGGUUGCAAAGAUGCAGAGAGCCUUAAAGCCCAUCAGUGCUCCGAAACGGGGGAGGGACCCUACUUCUGCAGCCAGUGCGACAAGAGCUUCACCCGCUCGUGCAAUCUCAGGAGGCACGAGCGAACGAUCCACACAAAAGAGAAGCCGUACUGCUGCAGCCAGUGCGGGAAGUUUUUCAGCCAGUCCGCGGGACUGAAGAGGCACCAGCAGAUCCACGCAGGCGGGAGACAUGGUCGCAGCAUGGAGGUGUCCUCCGAAGUCUUCUCGUGCGCUCACUGCUCCUUCUCCUUCACUGCGGAGCGCUACCUCCACAAGCACAUGAAACGGUACCAUCCUGUAGAGCACCUCAGACUGCGCGGCUCUGGGCUGGUUCAAGCGGCCGAGGCUGGGGACGGCCCACACUGCUGCUCCCAGUGCGGGAAGAGCUUCACCUGCCUGAAGAGCCUCAAGGCUCACCACUGCAUGCGGUCGGGGGAAAAGCUGUACCUGUGCACCGACUGCGGGAAGAGCUUCACGUGGUUCUACAGCCUCAGGCAGCACCAGCGCAUCCACACCGGGGAGAAGCCUUUCAGCUGCACCCAGUGCGGCAAGUGUUUUGUGCACUCGGGACAGCUGAACGUGCACAUGCGAACUCACACCGGAGAGAAGCCGUUCCUCUGCACCGAGUGCGGGGAGAGCUUCCGCCAGUCGGGGGAUCUGAAGCGGCACGAGCGGAAACACACGGGAGUGAGACCGUGCCACUGCCUCGUGUGCGGGAAGAGCUUCAGCCGCCCUCAAAGCCUUAAAGCGCACCAGCAGCUCCACACAGGGGAGAAGCUGUACCGCUGCACUCAGUGUGGGAAGAGUUUCGCCCGAAGUUGGCACCUGAGAAGACACCAUCAGAAAAUGCACUCCUAAUGAGCUGAACUCUGCCAAGGGGAAAAUGCAUUCACAGAACGUGCACAGGGUUCAUUCUGAUUUGUCCUUACACGCCUUUUUUUGGUAUAAUCUCACAUCCGUAUUUGGUCGGAAAUGUUCAUGCCUACAAGCAUAAUAUGGACAACACAUCCAAAGUUCCUUGGGUCAGAAUAUAGGUCUUCUACAAAGAAUAGGUAGCAAUAUGCUGUUAAUAAACCAUUUCUUGCAGAAGAUACUCUCCAUGAACUACUUAAUGGAGCUGGAAAAGUGUGAAUUA
Messenger RNA from Megalops cyprinoides (Indo-Pacific tarpon), 3062 nucleotides. Its product is annotated as histone-lysine N-methyltransferase PRDM9-like. The transcript has 7 exons. Gene Ontology annotation, cellular component: nucleus. The record is from RefSeq and is a predicted model, not a curated record. Bases 134 to 2785 code for a protein of 883 amino acids. Lineage: Eukaryota; Metazoa; Chordata; Actinopteri; Elopiformes; Megalopidae. Gene Ontology annotation, molecular function: histone methyltransferase activity; protein binding.